Molecule: messenger RNA, 3302 nt
Organism: Condylostylus longicornis
Lineage: Eukaryota; Metazoa; Arthropoda; Insecta; Diptera; Dolichopodidae
Product: band 4.1-like protein 5
Exons: 11
Coding region: 280-2967 (895 amino acids)
Cellular component (GO): cytoskeleton
Molecular function (GO): cytoskeletal protein binding
Source: RefSeq, a predicted model, not a curated record
UUUUUUUUCUCUUGUGUACGUAGAAACUCGCGUCCAAAUUUUAAUUUGCGAUUAUUUUAUAGAAAUAUUAAUUUUUAAAUAAAAUUUUUUAGAAGUAUUAAAUAAGAAAUUAUAAUUUACCGAAACUGUUAAUAAAUUAUUAUAUAAGCAUAUACAACGAUCAAGAAAAUAAUGUGAUUUCCAGUGCAACAGCUGUGCCUUAAAUAUUUUUUUGUUUUUAAAUUUAUUAAAAGUUCUUAAUAAUAAGCAAAUUUUUUAUGAAUAAUUUAAGAUAACAUAAUGUUAAGAUUUUUAAGUAGACGAAAAGUUACAAAUAACGUUAACGAUGGCAGCAGCCAAAUUAAAUCGCAAAGAAUUGUUGCAAAUAAGAAUAAAAUUGAUUGUCGUGUUAUAUUAUUGGACAAUACAGAUCUUUCUGUUGAGUUAUCUAAAAAGGCUAUGGGAAGUUACCUGUACGAACAAGUUUUCUAUGCCUUGGAUUUAACAGAAAAAGAUUAUUUUGGUUUGCAAUUUACCGAUGCAAAUCAUGUCAAACAUUGGCUGGAUCCAACAAAAGCUAUUAAAAAGCAAGUUAAAAUUGGACCUCCGUAUACAUUCCGUUUACGAGUUAAAUUUUACUCUUCCGAGCCGAACACAUUACGAGAAGAAUUGACGCGCUAUUUGUUUUUUUUACAACUAAAACAAGAUUUAUUAGAUGGUCGUUUGGACUGCCCUGAAGAAAAGGCUGUAGAACUAUGUGGCCUAGCAUUACAGUCUGAGCUAGGCGAUUAUGAUCCGAAUGUUCAUACCGCUGCUACUGUUUCUGAAUUUCGCUUUGUUCCAAAUCAAACUGAGGAAUUUGAAAUAGCUGUAUUGGAAGAAUAUAAAAAUUGUUCUGGCACUCCAGCGCAAGCUGAAGCUGCUUACUUGAACAAAGCGAAAUGGCUAGAUAGUUAUGGGGUUGACAUGCAUACUGUUAUGGGUAAAGAUGGAAAUGAAUAUCAUUUAGGUUUAACACCAACAGGAAUUUUGGUAUUUGAAGGGCAACAAAAAAUUGGACUAUUUUUUUGGCCAAAAAUUAGCAAAUUAAAUUUUAAAAAGAAAAAAUUAACCUUGGUUGUUGUAGAGGAUGAUGAUGAAGGUCGCGAACAAGAACAUACUUUUGUUUUUCGAUUGUAUAAUGAAAAAGCCUGCAAGCAUUUGUGGAAGUGCGCAGUUGAGCAUCAUACUUUUUUCCGUUUAAGAGCACCUGUUAAAGGGCCUUCUGCUCGGCAAAAUUUUUUCCGAAUGGGAUCUCGUUUUCGUUAUUCCGGUCGCACGGAGUUUCAAACAACUGCAACCAGUCGUGCACGGCGUACUGUUCAAUUUGAAAGACGACCUUCGCAACGUUUUGCUAGUAGGCAAUCCCAUUUGCUACGUGAAAGGCAAAAGCAACAACAGAAUCAAGAUUCUAAAAAUAACUCAAUUACAGCUGAUGCAUUAAUAACAGUGCAACAACCAACUACAGAAAAAGAUAAAACAAACUCAUCGCAAAUUAUCUCGCAAUUAGAGAACAAUUCCAUUUGUUCAAUAACACCAUCACCUUCAAUACAGACUGUAAUUCACAAUAAUGUGAAUGGAAACGAUGCUUCCGAAGUUAUAUACAAUACAUUAAAUAGUAGAGUAAGUGGUUUAACCCCGUCAAUUUCAUCUGGAAAAUCAAUAUCAAGUAAUGAUGAUUUUAUUGGUAUAAAUAAAGUAGAUUCAUCUGAAAAAUCUGGGCUAUUCGUCAAACUUGAGCCUGAUUAUAAUUGUGCUAAGAAUAACGAAGAAACAAAUCCAUUUUUAAAAAUACAAUCAUAUCGCAGUUCUAUUGGAAAAUCAUCUAUUAGUUCAGGCUUUAGCAUAAAAAGUAGUUUAUCGGAUAAAGACAGUCAAUUAGAUUCAUUGCUCAAGUCAAUUGUUAAAGAACCAUCUUCAUCUGUAUUAGCAAAUGAAGCUAUAAAUGAUGCUAACAGUAUCAGAGUAACUGUGAACAAAACAUCUGAUAUGGAACACAAUAAUGAAACAUUAAAGCGCUUAUCAACUUCUGAAAAACCAAAUAAUCUGAAGUUGUCAAAUAUUGGUGGGGCCCAAUUGCCACCAGGGCAAAUAAAGUGUAAUAUAUUGAAAGCUCGUGUGGAAGAAGAAUUAGAAACUGCUGCCAAUGCGAAGUUGACCAAUAUAUUUCCAUCAGUUGGCAUUAUUAAUAACUGCGAUGGUCCAGAUUCUCUUAAUGCUACCUAUAUAUCAGUUGGCGGUGACAAGCUAACUUUGAAUAUAUCUGAACAGAAACCAUUUUUGAACUCGCCAAUGUCAUUGCCUACAGAAUCAUCGAUUCUUUCUUCAAUAACAACAAUAAAUUGUAAUGACAAUAACAAAAAUACAGCAAACAAUGUUACAACUUCUUCUAUUACAAUGAAUAAUAGUGACCAUAUUAUAAAUAACGUUAAUAACGUCAGUACGAAUAUUAUAAAUCAUAACGAUUACAUAAAUAAUAAUAGCUCCAUAACAUUAACAACACCGACAUCUACGAAAACUCUAACAGUUGGAACUGUUACUACAACAUCCAAUAAUUUAAAUCCUGUAUCAAAACAACCCACAAUUUCAAAUUCACAUGUAGUUAGUUCAUUAGAUACAAUAGAUACAUUAUCAUCAUCAUAUUUAGAUGCCAUUACAAAAGUAUCGACAAAAUCAACUACAAUCCUAAACACGACAGCUACAGAUACUAUCAGUAAAAAUAAUAAUGAUGAAAAACAUAACGAUAUUCUCCAAGUGAAUGCAAAGAAAGAUAUUAAGAAUUUUAGCAACAAUAACGAUGUUGUUUGUGAGAAAAAGAAUAAUAAAAAUCAUAUUAAUCCUUCAAGUGAAAUGUUAUCACCAUGGUUGGUAUCAUCAGAAGUAGUUGCAGCUCCUAAAAACAAAGAACCAACAAUACUACGUAAAUCUGUUAUAACGACUCAACUUUAAACAAUUAUCUAAUUUUUUUUUAAUUAAUUUCUAACUUAAUUUAAUAUAUGUAUGUAUCUAUAUUUUGAUAUACAUAACAUAUAUAAAUAAUUUAUAAAAAUGCGAAUAUAACAUGUACAUUUCCAUUUGCAAUACGUUUAAUAAAAAGCUAUAAGCAGUAUUUUAUGUACUUAAGAUAUAAUAUCCAUAAUAUUAUAUUUAAUAAUAUUUUAUUUCUAUAUAAAUUUAAUUAAUUAUUGUAUUAAACAAGUCUCUAUAGUUGAAUGAAGAUAAUGAGAAAUUUUUAUUUAAUUUUGGUAGUUUUGUAAAGAAAUAAUUAAACUGAAGUAAUCAAA